AUGAAAGAAAAGAUAUCACCAAGCAGAAAGGAUAAAGGCUAUCAAGAAGAACAUCUAAUCACUGUAGAAGCUACCAAUUUGUACUUAGUUAAAGAUAAAAAGUAGGUAAUAUCAAAGAGUUGCUCAGAAAAUAUGUAAUCAAUCAUAAACAAGAGUUAAACAUAGUCAAUGUAUUUUCACUAAAAAAAUGAAAAACAACUUCUUAUCGGGCUUUCUUAAAUCCAAAGAUAGAAAAUAGCUAACUUAUUAAAGAAAAGUGAUUCCAAAAUGACUUAGAUUCAGUUUUAAAAAAUAUUUAAAUCAUAAAAUUCUUCAAACCAAGAGAGAAUACUAGGAGGAGGAGCUUGCUGUAGCAGAUCAGAUGGAUAAAAUGAGCUACAAUUUUAAUUAAUUGAUGAAUAAGUCAAUUAGAAUAAUUAGAUAGACCAUAAAUUUAACAAAUUUUACUAAGAUAGAGUGAACAACGUAAAGUAUGUAAAUAAAAUAAUAGAAAAGUAAGAAUAUACUACAGAAAUAAGCGACAUUUUCGAUAAGUGUAUUAAUAGGACCAAAGAAAAUAUAGUAGUUAAUGUAAAUAUGUACAGAAUCUUUAUGAUAGAAUUUUUUAAUUUGUGUUUGUAAUACACCAUGGGUGGUAGCUUAGCUAUAGAUAGAGAUGAUCAAAAUCAAAUAAUAAGCAAAAUAGAUGUCUUCUUGAGCAAUCUUUAGUAAAACUCAAAGUUGUUUCCUUGCUCAGAUUUAGAGUUCAUUUAUUAGUUUUUGUACGACUUAAGUGAUUAGGAUAUAGAUAUAUCAGAAAAAAAUGCAUCUCAACUUGAACUUAUUUCUCAAUUUGUAAAAUUGAACAUAGAAAAUUAAGGAAAGUUUUAAAAGAAAGUGCUUGUUGAUAAAUCUAUGAAAAUAAAUGAUAAAGAUGGAUAAGAAAUAUCAUAAUUAUUAUAUGAUAUUGCAUUCAAAAGAUCAGAAUAGCUUGAGCAAAUAUGGUAGAUUGUUGAUAGAGCUCAAGAAAAAGUCAGGUCAUUUACUAAAGAUACUAUGAUUAAAUAUUUUGCAGCUAUUUUGGCAAAAAGGGCAAAGCAUUUAGAAAAUAUUGAAUUCGUUAAAGCUAUAGAUGAUCUUGUUUUUUAUAUCGAGGAGUUUAUAAAUUGUUCUGACAAUUAGACUUCAAGUCAUUUGGUGCUUUAUCUACUAAUUUAGAUCAACUAUAUCUUAGAAAAAAAUAUUCUUGAUUUCAAAUUUGUAGAAGAUUUGAACUAAUAAUUCAAUGUGAAUGAUAAGUUUUAAUAGUUCUACAAAAUGAUAAAGCAGUAAUCAGCAAAAAAAUAAUCCACUUCAGAGAGUUUCCUUCUAUUCUUCAAGUUUAGUGUAAAGGAUGUGACUUAUAGGUUUGUGUCAAAUUAAAUUUUACUUAAGUUAUAUGACGCUUUUUAAUCAGAUUCUUCUGAAGAAAAAAAUACUCUGUUUACUCAUCUUGUAUUUACUUAUGUGUCAGAAAAGAAUGACUCAAUCAAGUUAAUAUAUCAAUCUAAUAAUAAAUUUGUUAGUGUAUUGAAUGAAGAAGUAAAAAGUAAUCCAACCAACAUGGCAUAAAGUGUAAUCACCUAUUAAAAAUCCAGAUUAGAGGAAUUUGAGAAUAAUAAAAUCAGUAAGAAAGAACUGGAAUAAAUCGAAGACACUAUUAAAGAUUAAUCUGAUUUUUUCGAAAAGUUAUCUCUUAAAAUUAUUGAAAAGUGGGAAAUAGAGGCAAGACAAAGACUAGAAAAAGAUAUAGCAUAAAAAGAUGAUAUCUUACUAGAAGUUUAAGAUCUUUACAUUGAUUAAAAUAUUGCAUUUAUGAGCGGAAACAAUAUUUUUGCAGACAAUAUUCAGUAAAAUUAGAAUAUCAAGAUAAAUGCAAUUGAUUCAAUCAUUCAAUCAUUCCUUAUGCCACAUUAAUUAGAUCAGCCAUAGAAGUAAAAUAAUCAGGCAUAGACUAAUUGUAAGAUUUUAGGUAUUCUUGCAGAAGGUGGUGUUGGUAAAUCUAUGCUCUUCAAAAGGUUGGAGACUUUGGUUAUGAAAGAAAAGAACUCAAAUAAGUAGAAGGAUGGGAAAUAAAUUAAUUAUAUCACCUUUUUAAUCAAAUGUAAUAGCUUAAAUCCUGAGAAUCCAUCUUUGGAUGAGUAUUUGCUCAGUUAAAAAUUAGAAUAGCACUAAAUAGAUUAAAUUAAAAAGCUAUCUAAAAAUAAGCUUAUUUUGCUUGAUGGAUAUGAUGAGUUUUCUGGAGACUUUUUUAGAAUUUACUCAAAACUCAAACUUAACGAAUGGCAGAAUACUUUAGUUAUAGUUUCAUCUAGAAUGGAGAAGCUAUCAGAAAAUGAUGCUCGCCAUUAUUUCAGUUUGGAUGAUAAGCAUAACGUAAGAGAUGAAACAUCUUAUUGCAUAGCGAAGCUCAAAGAAUUUGAAAGGAAAGAUAUCGAUUAAUAUUGCAAGAAAUUUUAUACUAAGCAAAGCUCAAGUUCUUAAACAAGUCUUAGUGAAGAAUAAUUCAUCGGCAUGAUGGGCAAAUGUUUGAGCAACUAAUAGCUAGAGACUUUGCUAUUCCUACCAAUUAAUUUAUAUUUGUUCACAAGAUUAGUUGUUAACAAAGAAGAAAAAGAGUUAAAUGAUUUAAUAAAGAAUAUUUCUGACUAAAUAUAAAUUUAAGAAAUUUUCUUUAAUGAGCAAUUUAGCAGAGAGGCUAUUGAUUUCAUGACUUAAAUUCAGUAAAGCUUAUCAGAUAAAAAGCUUAAAACUGAAAUCGUUACAUCUUUCUUUGUAUAUUUUUAGACAAUAGCAAUGUAAAUGUUCCUUAAUAAAGGUAAAAGAGCUAAUUUCUUAUAGCUCAAUAAAGAGGAGGUCUCUUUCAAUCUACAAUAAAGUCUUAAGAGCUCACUUAAAAAUGAGAAUUAGCAAAAAUUAUUAAUUAAAAUAACUAAUUAUGUGAAUUCUAAAAUAGCAACAAAAGUAAAAAGCAAUGAAAAUCCAGAAGGCUAAAAAUUAUUUAAUAAUACUAUUGAAUUUAAGCACAAAUCGCUUUUUGAAUACUUUGCUGCUAGAGCGAUGAAGUACGAUUUUGAUGUACAUGGAGAUAAAGUGCAUAGUCUUAGUAUUGAAGAGCUUGCUAAAUUUGCAAUCAAUCAAAAGAUUAUUAUGACUCCUGAAGAAAAUUAGUCAGAGCAAUAAAUUCUUUUGAAGCUUUACAAAUUAAUCAAGCAAGAUAUUGAGUCACAAUAGUUUAUUGCAACAUAUAGUAGCUAAUAAAUCAGUUAAACAAGUAGAUAUAUACAAUAUUUGAGAAAAUCAACUAUAACCAACCAAAAAGAGAAAAGUAAAAUAGAUAUCGGUGCCUCUAAUAUGCUUUCAGUCUUAUUGAAUGGAAAAUUCGCUUAUGAAGAGCUCAGUUUUUCAAAAUGCUCUUUCUCGAAGGCUUACAUUCCUGGGCAUAAAAGCUUGAAAAUGAAUUUUGAUUAUUGUAAUUUGGAUGAGGCUUACUUAGAUAAUCAGAACCUCGGUAGCUUUGAGUCUUCCUAUACUAAUAAUGCUAUGCUUAAAUCCUUCAAAAAAUUGUUUGACCUGAGUGAUGUAUACAUAUCCAAUGAUUUAAUGUACCAUGAAAAUGAAAUAAUUACUGUGAAUUAGAAUGGAUUUAUAAAUAGAUUUGAUUUUAAAAAUAAAAAAUUAGUUUAAUCUAAGAAAAUAUCUUGCUACUCACUUAAAAAAGUGUACUAAUAUCAAAAUUAAUUCUUUGUUUCUUGUGCUAAAACAAUAUUUGAAAUUGAUAAAACAACUUUUGAAAUUUUGAAUUCAUUUUAAUUUACUACCAAAAUUGUUGAUAUCCAAUUCAAAAAAGGUAUUUUCCUUGUUUAAUUGGAUAAUAAAACUACAUAAUAUGGAAAUCUAUAAAAUGGAUUUAAAGAGAUCAAAGUUGAUGGUGACAACCUUUUAUUAACUUCAUUGUCAGUUAUUGCUUUGAAAAACGAGCAAAUGAAUGUCUAUGAAACUAAAAAUUUCAAACUGAUCUAACAAACAAAGUGUGAAAAGUACAAAUGCUCUUCAGCAAACGAAGAUGGUAAUUUAAUAGCUUUGAUUUUUGAAAAUAAAAUUCAGUUGUGGACAAAAUAAAAUGAUGAAUACAAGUUAUUUAAAGAGACUGAAACUCAAAAAAAAGCAGAAGAUGGAAAUAUGGCUGUAUUAUCUCCUAAUGGAAAAUAUUUAGCUAUUCUCAAAACUUCACAAACGUUAUAGUUGUAUAAAAUUGAUUAAGAAAUAAAAGAAGAUACUUUUUUAAUUUCAAUACAUAUGAAUUCAUUCACUUUCUCUAAUGACUCUAACUAUUUUGGAGCUUGCUCUUCAGACUUUACCUUUUAUAAUAUUAAUUUAAGCACAGAAAACAAGUAAGUUGAACAUUUUCAAGGUCAUGUAAAGAUGCUUAACAAUAUUUUGUACUCUCCAGAUGAUAAAUAUGUUAUUAGCGUUUCCAAAGACACUUCUUGUAUAGUUUGGGAUAGACAGAAUAACUAUUAGCUAGUAAAAAUCAUCAAGGCUUACACUUAUGAUGAAGAUCUCGUUGAUUUCAAUAUGUGCGCAGCUUUUUCUAUGGAUGGCAGUUUGUUUGUUACAGGGUGUCAGGAUAAAAAGCUAAGAAUUUAUGAUGUUAAAAAAGGAUAUGAAUCUAUUAAUUAGAUAACUUUACCUGAAGAUAUAUUUGGCUUAUCAUUUUCAUAUGACUAAAUGUAUUUAGCUGUAGUAAGUAAUUCUGGUUUAGAUUAAACUCUUACUGUUUUUGAUGUUAAGUAGAACUUCAAAUAAAUAUAAAAAUUUACAAGUCAACUCCGCCAGUAAAUGUUAUAAACUGCACACAAACGUAUUGAAGUUUUGCUUGGACCUGCGAGAGUAGCAUUUUCUCCUGAUAACAAAUAUUUAAUAAGCACUAUUUUUGAUAACUAUUUCAAAAUUUAUGAUGUAAAGAAUUAAUUUAAAUUUAUCAAAGAAAUAAAUGCACAUGAUAAUUUCAUUUCGUCUAUUGCUUUCUCUCCAGAUAAUAAGUAUUUUGUUACGGGCUCUACAGAUGGUAACACAAAAAUUUGGAUGGUUGAGUAAGAUUUUAAAUUACUAAAAGUAAUAGAAUUAGAUUCUUUUGAAGGUUAAAUAACUUCUCUCGCUUUUUCAAAAAACAACAAAUACUUUGCCAAUGUCUGUUUUGAAAGAUAUUGUCAAAUUUGGGAUGUAGAAAAAUAGUUUGGACUUAUUAAUACUAUAAGUAAGGAAAGAUUAUCAUGUGUUAAUUUUAGCCAAGACAGCAAAUAUCUUACAACAGGAGGUUCUCUAGGUACAUUUUAGGUUUGGGAUAUAUCCUAAAGGUUUGAAGAAAUAGCCUAAAAUAAAACAUAAAAUACAGUCAUUUACAGAACAAUUUUCUCUCCUGGUUCAAAAUAUUUAGCUACCAUAUGCAUAAAUAAUGUUUGUAAAAUUUGGAAUGUUGAAAAUGGAUUUGAGCACGUUUAUACUAUAAAUAUACACAAGGAUGAAACACCGUUUAUCGCUUUUACAGAAAAUCUAAAGCUCCUAGGAAUAUCUAUUAACCGUUCUACUAUUCAAAUAAAUGAUAUAGAAAAGAAUUUUUAACCUGUUCAUUAAAUUAAAUGUGAUGAAAAAUAAGUGAGCUGGUAAAUUUUAUUGUUCGUUUUUUAGGUUUAUAAUAGAUAAAUCUAAUAAUCGAAAAACAAAAAUGUGUUUGAUAAAGCUGAUAUUGAUGAAGCACUUAAAUUCACAGAGCCUUACUAAAAAUAAGAUACUAUUGCUGAAUUUUAACAUAAUUAAAAAUAUUUCUUCAUUAGAUACAAAAAUGGUUAAUCUAAAGUUUUCAGUAAUGAAAAUAAUUUUGCUUUAUUAAAAGAAUUUUAAAAUUCUGAAAAUAAAAUUUGUUAAACUCGCCUAUUGAGUAAAAAUAACAACGAUAUUCUAAUACUCAGUUACACUGAUUCAUCUUUUGAAAUUAUGGAUAUCAAAAAAAACUUUGAAGUUGUCAAAAAGAUUUAAUUAAAUGAAGAUGAUAGUAUGGAUUACAUGAGUUUUACAAAUAAUUUUAAUUAUUUAAUAACUAACGAAGUUCAAAAAGCAUUAAAUUUUUGGAGCAUAGAAAAUGGUUAUAAUUUAAUUUGCAAAAUUGGCUUUCUUGGUAAAAAUGUUACUUUUUCACUUUCAGAUGAUGGAAAAUAUCUUUCAGUUGGAGAUGUGAAAGAAUGCAAAAUAUAUGACGCCUAAAAAGUUUUACAACAUGUUGCUAAUAAAUAGAAAAACAACAAAGAUUAACAAGAUCCAAACACUGUUGAAAUUCUUGAAUAGUAUUAAUUAUUUGAAGUAUGA
Messenger RNA from Tetrahymena thermophila SB210, 6384 nucleotides. Its product is annotated as WD domain, G-beta repeat protein. Gene Ontology annotation, molecular function: protein binding. Gene Ontology annotation, biological process: regulation of actin cytoskeleton organization; TOR signaling. Gene Ontology annotation, cellular component: TORC2 complex; TORC1 complex. NCBI's taxonomy places the organism in Eukaryota, Ciliophora, Oligohymenophorea, Hymenostomatida, Tetrahymenidae. The record is from RefSeq and is a predicted model, not a curated record. The transcript has 3 exons.